Ectocarpus sp. CCAP 1310/34 is the source of this 393-nucleotide messenger RNA. The record is from the annotation of a GenBank genome assembly. NCBI's taxonomy places the organism in Eukaryota, Phaeophyceae, Ectocarpales, Ectocarpaceae.
AUGGGGCGCAUGCACAGCGGUGGGAAGGGUAUCUCCAAGUCUUCUCUCCUCUGCAAGAGGAGCCCGCCCUCGUGGCUCAAGAUCUCCGCCCAGGAGGUUACUGAGCACGUGUGCAAGCUGGCCAAGAAGCGUCUCACUCCUUCUCAGAUCGGUGUGAUCCUGCGUGACUCCAAAGGUAUCGCUCAGGUCCGCGCCAUCACCGGCUCCAAGAUCCUCCGCGCAGUGGCGGUGCGCAAGCACCUGGAGCGCGCCCGGUCCGACAAGGACUCCAAGUUCCGCCUUAUCCUCAUCGAGUCUCGCAUCCACCGCCAGGCAAGGUACUACAGGACGAACCGCAAGCUGCCAGCCAACUGGAAGUACGAGUCCUCGAGCGCCAGCGCUCUGGUCGCUUAG